UUCCGGUAGCCACGCCCCAGGCCCUGCUUAGGGGAGGUUUUGAAAGCCCACAGUGGGCUGUGCUGCUCAGGUGAGCAACCGGCAGUGGUGUGCUUGAAACCGUCUUGCAGCCUCCUCUGCGGCCUUGCUGGGGAGGAUUCGAACCCGCUUUGGACAUAUUAGGAAGGUGUGAUUUCCAAAGCCAAUUAUGAAGACAUUUGUCAUUGGAAUUGGUGGUGUGACAAAUGGAGGGAAGACAACACUGGCUAAGAACCUACAGAAACACCUUCCCAACUGCAGCGUAAUAUCUCAGGACGACUUCUUCAAGCCAGAGUCUGAGAUAGACAUAGAUGAGAAUGGUUUUCUGCAGUAUGAUGUGCUUGAAGCACUUAACAUGGAAAAAAUGAUGUCAGCCGUUUCCUGUUGGAUGGAAAACCCAGGAAGCUCUGCGAGGCCAGCAGCCUUGGAAAGUGCUCAAGGGGUUCCCAUUUUAAUUAUUGAAGGGUUCCUGCUCUUUAAUUAUAAGCCUCUGGACCCCAUAUGGAACAGAAGCUAUUUCCUGACCGUUCCAUAUGAAGAAUGUAAGAGAAGGAGGAGUACCAGAGUCUAUGAGCCUCCAGACCCUCCAGGGUACUUCGAUGGCCACGUGUGGCCCAUGUACCUGAAGCACAGGCAGGAGAUGAACUCCAUCACCUGGGACAUUGUUUACCUGGACGGAACAAGGUCUGAAGAGGACCUCUUCUCCCAAGUGUAUGAAGAUGUCAAGCGAGAAUUAGAGAAGCAAGAUGAUUUUCACCAGGUCUCUGUUUUGCAAAUACAGUGUUUCUGA
Rattus rattus (black rat) is the source of this 808-nucleotide messenger RNA. RefSeq names its product nicotinamide riboside kinase 1 (gene Nmrk1). Lineage: Eukaryota; Metazoa; Chordata; Mammalia; Rodentia; Muridae. The record is from RefSeq and is a predicted model, not a curated record. Gene Ontology annotation, cellular component: cytoplasm. The transcript is spliced from 9 exons. Bases 188 to 808 code for a protein of 206 amino acids.